Messenger RNA from Penicilliopsis zonata CBS 506.65, 789 nucleotides. RefSeq lists its product as hypothetical. Gene Ontology annotation, cellular component: cytosol; mitochondrion. Bases 1 to 789 code for a protein of 262 amino acids. The record is from RefSeq and is a predicted model, not a curated record. Lineage: Eukaryota; Fungi; Ascomycota; Eurotiomycetes; Eurotiales; Aspergillaceae. The transcript has 3 exons. Gene Ontology annotation, molecular function: thioredoxin peroxidase activity. Gene Ontology annotation, biological process: cellular oxidant detoxification; cell redox homeostasis; cellular response to oxidative stress.
AUGGCUUCAAUGCUAUCUCGUACUGGACUUCGUGCCUUUCGCGCCAUUUCCACCAUCCCCAAGCUCCCACAGGGAUUCCCUCGCUCGCAGCUGGUGCAGCCCUUGUCUCGCCGGUUCCUCGCAACGAUCCCACAGGAGCAGCCGCGUCUGCGUCUAGGUUCUACUGCCCCCAACUUUAAGGCACAGUCGACGCAUGGCGAGAUCGACUUCCACCAGUUCAUCGGCGACAGCUGGGCCAUCCUCUUCUCCCACCCUGCGGAUUUUACUCCAGUCUGCACUACGGAGCUGGGAGCUUUUGCGAAGCUGAAGGGCGAAUUCGAGAAGCGGGGGGUCAAGAUGAUUGGAUUGAGCGCCGAUGACCUCUCCUCGCACAAAGAAUGGGUCGAGGAUAUCAACGAGGUAUCCAGCACCAACGUGCAGUUCCCCGUCAUCGCCGAUCCGGACCGCAAAGUCGCCUUCCUGUACGACAUGGUCGACCAGCGCGACCUGGACAACAUCGCCAACAAGGGGAUCCCCUUUACGAUCCGCGCGCUGUUCGUGAUCGACCCGGCCAAGACGAUCCGGCUGACGAUGCUGUACCCGGCUUCGACGGGGCGCAACUCGGCCGAAGUGCUGCGCGUCGUCGACGCCCUGCAGACGGCCGAUCGGAGGGGCGUCGCCACCCCGAUCGACUGGACCGUGGGCCAGGACGUGAUUGUGCCGCCGUCUGUCUCGACGGAAGACGCGCGCAAGAAGUUUGGCGAUGUGCGGGAGGUGAAGCCGUACCUGCGGUAUACAGGGCAUGAAUAG